AGCCUCCUCUUGCGUCACAGAUAUUGCUCAGCAGAAGAGAGGCUACACGAAACUUGUGGCUGCAGAUGUGUAGCCCGGGAUUAUCCGACAACACACGGACUGCACCUCUGUCGUAGGCUCUGUAGGCGUCCAUGCUUUUCUGACGCCCACUUACAUAAUUAACGCUGAUGUUACAGGCUGCUUCUCGAUAACAGAUAACAACUAGAGAUGGAAAACACAGAGCGUCAUGAAAGAGUUUGACACUGUGGGUGGUGAGAAUGAUGGAAACUGUGGAGAAACCGAAGGGGAGGUGCCAAUGAGGCGUAGUUUCUCGGUUGAAGACCUUCUCGAUGAGGUGGAGAAGAUCUGUUACGAUGCCUCAGGGACGUCAAAGGUGGAGAUGGUGGUGCGGCUGUGGAAGGAUGGCUUCACUGUAAACGAUGAAGAGUUUCGCAGCUACUCCAUACCAGAGAAUCAAGACUUCCUGGAUGCCAUCAAAAGAGGGGAGCUCCCGGCAGAAUGGGAGAGCAGAGCAGAGGAGGAGGAGCUGGAAAUCAGUGUGGAGGAUCUGACUGAGGAGAAUUAUGUUCCCAAGAAAAAGGCCUUUCACCCCUUCAGCGGCAGAGGUUACAGACUUGGCAGUGUUGCACCCAGAGUUGUGGCCAGGUCACCAUCUGUGCAUGAGGAUGGAGAAUCUCUUCCUAUUCCCAUGGUAACACUAGACCACGCCCUUCCUGUCACCUCCCUGCAGAUCUGGUUGGCCGACGGCAGGAGACUGGUGCAGAGGUUUAACCUAUCACAUCGGAUCACUGACGUCCAAGAUUUUGUUGCACGCUCUCAGAGGAGCUGCCCACCGUUUGUGCUGACGACAUCGCUCCCUUUCCGAGAGCUCAACAACAAAGAUCUUAGUUUGGAGGAGGCGGAUUUGGCGAAUGCUGUCAUUGUCCAAAGACCCCUGAACACACAAGCUCCGUUUGGACACUCCUGACUAAAAGAGCCCCAUAAUCCAUGCAUCACAUCACAUACAUACUCACGGUCACCUUACCAUGAAUGACCCAGAUGGCAGUCUAAAGGCCUCUUAUAACUUAAUAAUCCUUUGUUUAUUCUGCAGUUUGUGCAGCAUUUCAUGAUUGUCAUUUGCCUCUUUAGUAUUUAAAUCUCAAUGGGAGAUUAUCUGCAGUCUGAUGGAGAUGUUGUCUGUUUGGGUGCUGCAACAAUGAUGCUGUUGUUAAUGCUUAAUUUGUCCCUUUCCUCUGGAGAACAGUAUUUACCUGCCAAGAUGUCUCCCUUAACCCCCAAACUUCAGAAAAAAACAGUCAAGAAAAACAAUUCUGUCACCCUUGCAGAUGGUAAAUCAUGUAUGCCCAUCUGUUUGUCUACCGCAUGCAUUCCCCCCUCACACACCACCAGCACCACCACCCAACUCUCCAAAGUCUUCCCAAACUGUGAUCACCAGUUCUCCUGCACUAUUUAUAGCAACAAAAUAAGGGUUUUUAUCUCUAUGUUUACAGUUAUUUUAAGUGAAAAACAUGUUUUGUUUGCACGUUUUUAUGGUUUAAAAAGAGGGAAGAUGUCUGCUUGUUAUUUAUGCUGGCCUUGCUGUUAAGGUCUAUCCAUUCUUUUGCCUUAUUUUGCAUCUAUUGUGAACAUUUGCCUUAAUUCAGAAUGUAAUGUUUUAUUUGAGUGCAUCUGUGGAAUACUAUGGAAGCCUAAACGGACAUGCAUACAUAUAUUUUCUUUGGUUAUCAGAAUUCAGAAUGAGUUAAUCGAGAUUUUGACUUAUUUAUGUUGUUGUCUUGAGACAGAAAUGCCACCUUGAUGAUCAGUUUAUUCCCUGAGAUACUGAUAAAAUGAAAAAGAAACACAUUUAAAAAUAGCUUUGUUAUCCUCAGAUACUGAUACUAGACAAGUCAAGAUCUUCUGUAAAGUAAACCAAAGUUUAAUCAUUAUCACAGAGAAACAGAGUAAAAUAAGAUAUGCAUAUGCGUGUCCCCUUUGGGCUUCCGUAGAGACAUAUCACAAUUGAGAAACAAUAAAAAAAUUCUCC
Molecule: messenger RNA, 2026 nt
Organism: Cheilinus undulatus (humphead wrasse)
Lineage: Eukaryota; Metazoa; Chordata; Actinopteri; Labriformes; Labridae
Gene: ubxn2a
Product: UBX domain protein 2A
Exons: 8
Coding region: 227-967 (246 amino acids)
Biological process (GO): membrane fusion; Golgi organization; proteasome-mediated ubiquitin-dependent protein catabolic process
Cellular component (GO): cytosol; nucleus
Molecular function (GO): ubiquitin binding
Source: RefSeq, a predicted model, not a curated record